AUGAAAUUCACAUUGGGUCCACACGUGUUCUUACUCAGCAUCAGUUUAUUGGAUGGUUUAGCCGGUCUGCGCCUAAUAAAGGUCUCUAUACCCACCUAUAAAUUUCGCGGGGAGUCUGCCAUGCUGGAAUGCCAAUAUGAGUUAAAUCGCACAGAUGGCCCACCAUAUUACGGUGGUGCCGGUAGCAGUGGUGGAAGAGAAUUUUUAGUUAGUAGUUCUAGUAACCGACAUCGCAGCUACACACGCGCACGAACGCGCACACAUGCAAGGAAUCGCUAUGGCAGCAGCAUGCAAUUUUUUGACGCACAUCACCUCGUACAAAUGAGGCCGAAAUAUAGGCGCAACAAACGUCAAUUUUCCUAUCAAUCGGGGCAACUGCAAACACAACAGCAGCAGCAGCAGCAACAACAACAGUAUCAGCAACAUUACCAAACCUAUCAAUUUCAGCCAUCCCAAAGCUAUGGCAGUAGCAGUAGCAGCGUUAGCAGUAGCGACAUACAUAGCGAUGGUAGCUAUUAUCAUCAGCAACAACAACAACAGCAGCAAAAGCAGCAGGAAGAAGAUGAGCAGCAGCACUAUCCAUAUCAAACACAACGUUCCCCCUACGGGCAUAGCGUUUAUCGGGGCGCUGCCUUCAGUCAAGCGCUUGGCAUUCCCGGGUUUAGUAAUAGCGGCGUGAGUACCAGCAACAGCGGGGCUCAUGUUGGCGCAAGCACCUUCACCAGCAGCGGUUCACGCGGUACGACGUCGGGGGUCUCGUCCGGACGUCACAAUUUUGCCGAUGGCACUGAUGAUAUUGACGAUGACGAUGAGGAAGACAACGAAGAGGACGAAGAAGACGAGGAGGAGGAAGGUGAGGCAUUGUAUGCCAUAAAAUGGUACAAGGACAAUGAGGAGUUCUAUCGCUUUGUGCCCAAGGCGCGCCCGCAGAAGACAAGUUAUCGCUUUGACGGCAUACGCGUUGGUGAAGAACACUCGGAUAGUUGGCGAGUAUUUUUGCGCGGUUUAACGAUAAACUCGUCGGGUCUGUAUCGUUGCGAAAUUUCAGCUGAGGCGCCCAAUUUUUCAUCAGUACAGGGGGAGGGGCGUAUGGAUAUUGUAUUUUUACCACGCGAUGGACCCCACAUUCGAGGCCAACAAGCUCAAUAUCAAAUCGGCGAUACAUUAAGUUUGAAUUGUACCUCGGGUAAAUCUCAUCCGGCAUCACGGCUACAAUGGUUCAUCAAUGAGCAAGUGGUGGUCGACGAUAGCUAUCUGAUAGCCUACAAUGACACCGUACACAAACAUGGCCUCAUAACGUCAAUGCUUGGCCUUGAGUUGGCAGUUGACGGACGUCACUUUCAGGAUGGUACGAUGCGUGUUAAAUGCUUGGCUAGCAUAUCGCCGGUGCUGUGGAGUGGCGACAAGGAGAGCGUGCUGCAGCGACGGCGUGGCAUCAUCGACAAUCGGGAGGCAAUGUUGUUAGUACGUGGUGCAGCUGCUCGCCUGCAUCCUUUGGGCAAUUUUCUUCGCAGCUUACGUCUACUCGCCAGCGUUACUAUACUAACAAUAAUAUGUCAAUUACUAUUGCGCACCGAACUAACCUAA
Molecule: messenger RNA, 1587 nt
Organism: Anastrepha obliqua
Lineage: Eukaryota; Metazoa; Arthropoda; Insecta; Diptera; Tephritidae
Gene: beat-IV
Exons: 6
Coding region: 1-1587 (528 amino acids)
Source: RefSeq, a predicted model, not a curated record